CAUGGAUGCUUUCCAAGCAAGGGCGGUGGCUGUGUGGGCUACAUCUAUUUGCACGUGACUAGUUGGAGCCUUCUCUUUUCGGAAAUCCGACUCUCGUUUCGUUCUGUUCCCCAUGUCCGCCCAAAAAGUUUCCUUCACUGUUCGCCGACCGACACCUGUAUCCAGAGCAUCCUCUGGCGCAGAAUCCGAUUCUUCCUUUAAGAUUCCUUCCCUACCACAUCAUAAACUCUCCCGUCAUCUAAAUGACUCGUCUCCCGGUAGCCCACUGGCUCGCAGUGCCAAUUCCUCUCCAAGACCAGUGUCUGGAUACUAUGACGGGCAGCCGGAUUCCAGUGAUGAGGAGGAUGAAGAGCAGGAUGAGUUGGUGACUGCAUUUGAUAGAUUUGGUGCUCAGCGAGUCAAUAAACCCAAGAAAGUUCAUCAAGGACCGCUUGUCAUACCUGCCUUGAAGAACAAAGACUGGCGGGAGCUUGCCCGCAAGCGGCGUAGUGCAAACCAAUACGUUCCUUCCUCUGGUCAAGCACGCACGGGCGCUGAUGGCAGCGUUGGUGGCAUGGGGACCAGAGAUAGUAUAAAUUCGGGCCCCGUUCUAUCUGGAUUGCAGAUGAGGAAUAAGGUAGUCAAAGUCGAACAAGGCGCCGUUCAGGAAAUGGAAGUUCAGACAGAGGACGUUCAAAUGGAGGAGACGGAGGACCAGAAAGCGCUGCGCGCUAUCCUUGCCGGGGACACUGAAGGAAUAGACGGCCCCCAGAUUGACAUUAUCCCAACUCCCAUAUCAGAGGACGAUGCCUAUAAACAGGAUAUUGAUGAGCUCCCGGAUCCUGCAACCCUCGCCGACUACAAUCGGGUGCCCGUCUCCCAGUUUGGAGCAGCAAUGUUGAGAGGUAUGGGAUGGAAGGAGGGUACGGCAGCCACGAGAAAGGGAGGGAAAGGGAUGGUGGAACCCUAUUUACCCGAGGCUCGCCCUGCACUUUUAGGCAUCGGCGCAAAAGAGCAGGAGGUCUACGAUGACGGAUCUGGGAAAAGGAAUGGCAACAAACGUCCAGACCGCAGAUAUGUCCCCGUCGUGAAGAUGUCCAAGGACGAGAAUGGCGAAAAACGCAGAGAGCGCUCUGUGUCACCCAGGCGUGGCUACGAUUCGUCAAGGUCAUCGAGAAGAAACUCUCCAGACCGGUACGAUGACAGAUGGAGUAGCAAACCGAGUCGGCGGGAUGAUGACUAUGACCGUGAGAGCAGAAGAAGAGACAAGGAGCGAGACCGCGACUACGACAGACGGGACCGACGACGGGAUGAUAGAGAUAGAGAUAGACGGCGUGAGCGUUCUUAGGGCAGGGUUGCAGGCAAUGGUAUUUGCUCUGUAUCAUUAUCUACGCAGGUGUACUAUCCUUUGAUACAACUUUGGUAUAUUUCUGCAAGAAAGAAAAAAAAA
Messenger RNA from Desarmillaria tabescens, 1429 nucleotides. RefSeq names its product DExH-box splicing factor binding site-domain-containing protein. The transcript has 2 exons. The coding region runs from base 113 to 1327 and encodes 404 amino acids. NCBI's taxonomy places the organism in Eukaryota, Fungi, Basidiomycota, Agaricomycetes, Agaricales, Physalacriaceae. Gene Ontology annotation, biological process: mRNA splicing, via spliceosome. Gene Ontology annotation, molecular function: nucleic acid binding. The record is from RefSeq and is a predicted model, not a curated record. Gene Ontology annotation, cellular component: spliceosomal complex.